AUGAGCUCGUACGGCUACGACCCCUUCUUCCCCUCGUACAAGCGGCGGUACGCCGAGACCCCGCGGCUCCAUGUCUCGACGAUGCGCAGCAGCAGCGGCGGCUACAGCUCUGCGCGCUCGGCAUACUCCAGCCUCUCGGCGCCGGUCUCCUCCGUGUCGGUGCGGCGCAGCUACGCCACCUCCAGCGCCUCCGGCUCCCUCCUGCACUCGGUCGACAGCCUCGACCUGAGCCAGGUGGCUGCCAUCAGCAACGACCUCAAGUCCAUCCGCAGCCAGGAGCGGGCUCAGCUGCAGGACCUCAACGACCGCUUCGCCUGCUUCAUCGAGCGAGUGCAUGAGCUGGAGCAGCAGAACAAGGUGCUGGAAGCCGAGCUGCUGGUGCUGCGGCAGAAGCACGCCGAGCCCUCCCGCUUCCGCGCCCUUUACGAGCAGGAGAUCCGCGAACUGCGGCUGGCCGCCGAGGAGGCGACGAGCGAGAAGCAGGCGCUGCAGGGCGAGCGGGAGAGCCUGGAGGAGACCCUGCGGGGGCUGCAGGCGCGCUACGAGGAGGAGGUGCUGAGCCGGGAGGACGCUGAGGCGCGGCUGCUGGAGGUGCGCAAGGGCGCGGACGAGGCGGCGUUGGCCCGGGCCGAGCUGGAGAAGCGGGUGGACAGCCUGCUGGACGAGCUGGCCUUCCUCAAGAAGGUGCAUGAGGAAGAGCUGGCCGAGCUGCAGGCGCAGAUCCAGUACGCGCACCUCUCGGUGGAGAUGGACGUGUCGGCCAAGCCCGACCUCUCCGCCGCUCUGCGCGACAUCCGCGCCCAGUACGAGAAGCUGGCGGCCCGCAACAUGCAGAACGCCGAGGAAUGGUUCCGCAGCCGCUUCACGGUGCUCAGCGAGAGCGCCGCCAAGAACACCGACGCCGUCCGCGCCGCCAAGGACGAGGUGUCCGAGAGCCGCCGACUGCUCAAGGCCAAGACGCUGGAGAUCGAAGCCACCCGCGGCAUGAACGAGGCGCUGGAGAAGCAGCUGCAGGAGCUGGAAGAGAAGCAGAGCGCCGACAUCUCCGCCCUGCAGGAUACGAUCAACAAACUAGAGAAUGAGCUGAGAACCACCAAGAGCGAGAUGGCUCGGUACCUGAAGGAGUACCAGGACCUGCUCAAUGUAAAGAUGGCUUUGGACAUUGAAAUUGCAGCAUACAGGAAGCUGCUGGAAGGUGAAGAGACCCGCCUCAGCUUCACUAGUGUUGGAAGCAUCACCAGUGGCUACACCCAGACGGCCCCAACGUUUGGCAGGUCUGCCUACAGUGGCCUCCAAUCCAGCUCCUACCUGAUGACGACUCGUUCCUUCCCCACGUACUACUCCAGCCAUGUCCAGGAAGAGCAGAUUGAAAUAGAGGAAACAAUUGAGGCUGCUAAAGCAGGGGAAGCCAAGGCAGCCCCUGCAGAAGAAGGUGAGGAAGAAGAGAAAGAGGAAGGUGAGGAAGAAGAAGGAGGCGAAGAGGCUGAAGAAGAGGAGGAAGGUGCUAAGGAAGAAUCUGAAGAAGCCAAAGAGGGUGAGGAAGAGGAAGGAGAAGGGGAAGAAACCACAGCUGAGGAAGGGGAGGAGUCACAGGAAACUGCUGAGGAAACUGGUGAGGAGGAGAAGGAAGAGAAAGAAGCAGCAGGGAAGGAAGAGAGUGAAGUGAAGAAGAAAGCUUGA
Messenger RNA from Indicator indicator, 1680 nucleotides. It is a transcript of the gene NEFL, whose product is annotated as neurofilament light chain. NCBI's taxonomy places the organism in Eukaryota, Metazoa, Chordata, Aves, Piciformes, Indicatoridae. Gene Ontology annotation, molecular function: structural constituent of postsynaptic intermediate filament cytoskeleton. The transcript has 4 exons. Gene Ontology annotation, biological process: neurofilament bundle assembly. Bases 1 to 1680 code for a protein of 559 amino acids. The record is from RefSeq and is a predicted model, not a curated record. Gene Ontology annotation, cellular component: axon; cytoplasm; intermediate filament.